AUGUUCCUCGCGAAUAACCGACUCCAGUCUACAGAUACUGAUGACCUGGAGAACAACAACCUUGAUAACACGAUUCUGGAUUCUGAGCGGUUACUGGAUUCUGAACGGUUCGACUUGCUUAUCAUUCAGUUGCGCCAUCAUUACGACGAUCUGGUCAAGAUCUUCAGGACAAUAAGAAAUUUCAUAUUGCCUCCGAUAUCUGUCUACAUGAGUGAAAAUGAUGGUGUAUGGUACCCAAAAGCUUUGGUGACACAGUUUGGUAGACCAUCCUACUGCGACUGGGAGUGCUCUCAACCUUCAACAGUCCACAUCAUCCCCUUAUAUCACUUGGAUAUACAACAAGGAUUCGAAAAGGUUGGUACGAAGUGGAUCGAGGUUCACAAGAGGUUAAAUCGAGCCGACGAUACGAUUUAA
Messenger RNA from Alternaria arborescens, 414 nucleotides. RefSeq lists its product as hypothetical. Bases 1 to 414 code for a protein of 137 amino acids. The record is from RefSeq and is a predicted model, not a curated record. Lineage: Eukaryota; Fungi; Ascomycota; Dothideomycetes; Pleosporales; Pleosporaceae. The transcript has 2 exons.